Linepithema humile (Argentine ant) is the source of this 6673-nucleotide messenger RNA. NCBI's taxonomy places the organism in Eukaryota, Metazoa, Arthropoda, Insecta, Hymenoptera, Formicidae. The record is from RefSeq and is a predicted model, not a curated record.
AGCCUCGUGACGGAGGGGCUUCGAACGGCCCUGGCGCGACUGCGGCAUUGUACCCCUGCGGGGGGCUCGCUGCCAAGCACACCGAAUCCACCGUCCACCCCGGAACACAAGUCCCAACGACGGGGAGGGAAGAACGCGCGCGUGAAUCCGCAAACCGAAUUGUUGCAGGGGUGCUCGAAAAGUCGCGAGUCGGCGACCAGAUGCGGUAGUUUGGGAAGUAACGCGUGUGAUACGGGGGAUACAUCGCAGUCGCAGCCAUCCCGAGGACAACAUGGAGCUGACGGCGGCGGACGGGACGGCGAUCUUUUGUCGUCCGCGAUACGACGGUUCAACUUCAAGUCGGCCGGCGGCAGCCGUAGUUGCCGUACAGUGCCGAAAGUCGUGGUCAUGGGCUCCAGCACGGCGUCCGAGACCACGAUUAACACGAGCACCGACAGCGCCAACACGAUGCUCACCAUGGUGACGACGACGGACGGGGAGCAGCCGGACGACAGUUUCGACUUAAUCGACGUGCCGGCCGAAAUGUCGCCUCCCGCUACAGCCCCGUCGCAACCGUCAUCCAUCCAUCCCGACGAUAUAACCGCGAGCAGCCGUAACUCAUCGCCGGCGUCGCCCACGUCGCCGAUCUCCGUCGCGGCGCCGGCGAACCAAACCACACCGCCGUUACCGCAUUCGUCGUCGCCCACGUCUCCGUUGCGCGCUUUCGACGAGACCGAGACCGCCGGACCCUCGGGCCGUUGUUCCCGUUCGAGACUCGACUCGAGUCAGCACAACGGCAAUUCCAAAACGAUAACCGGCUCCUCCAUCGGUCAGGGACACAACGCGAGUAACGGCGCGGAGGGAAGCACGGCUCUCCCGCCGCCCACGCCGAUGGUCAGCGUGCACCAGGAGUCCAGAUUCACCUUCGGCGGCAGCGGCAGAACUCCGCCGCUCCCAGAUCUCAGAGCCGCGGAUUUCUUCAGCACCCCUGUGAGGGGCUCCGUGGACGCGGGUCAGCCCGAUUCGGCUGACACGCGCUCCUCGAUCCGAAAUCUGGUGGCCACCCAGGAAAAGCAGAACGCCAGAACGGGGUAUCAGGUCGAUUACGGAAAGGUCAACUCGACUCAGGCGAACGCGUUGGAGAAGACCGAGGAGUCGACUCGGCACAGGCGAAGCCAGAAGAGGCCCAACAUCAACGUGACGACCAAUCCGCUCGAUAUAUCGCUCAUAGGUGCGACGCAACCGUGCAACACUCAGGGCUGCAACAUCCAGAGUAGCGGAAGCACAAAAUCGCGAGGACGUUCAGCGGGCGGAAGCGCCGGCGGCAGCGUGAAGCGAUCGACCCAGGCGACAAUCGUGGUGCAACAACCGUCCCUGUCGUUGGACGCGCCCGCGGCGACGAUCCUAUUGCACCCGGACGCCGACGUGAGGCGACGCGAGGAGAACAUGCGGCAGCUGUUAGACGUCGCCAAUACUCUCACUCUGCAGGAGAUACACGACUUCGAGAUGAGAUACGGGAGUCCCCAUCACAGCCGGUCGCAAUCAGUAAAAGCUCCCGGUAGCCGCUCUUCCGGUCGACCGAAUUACCUGUGUCUUCCGCAACAGAGAUCGCGAGUGGCGAGCAUGCCCAACACCGGCGUGGAGGAAGAGUACUACAGACUGCGGCAUUUCAGUAUCACGGGAAAAGGCGUGGUAAACCGGGGCGACUCCCUCAAGAGCCGCAGAUCGCGCUCUAAUAACAGCGUGGCGUCGAGCAACUCCAGCACGGAACACUUGACCGCCUCGUAUCCGGGGUCGGCGCGGAACUCUGCGGCGGGUUCGUUGGCGAGUUCGAGGGAGAGCAGCGCGUCCCAAGGCCCGGCGCCCUACCGCGUCCUCAUGCUGGGCGCUCCCGCCGUCGGCAAGAGCUCGUUGGUGUCUCAAUUUAUGACUUCCGAGUACCUGCACGCCUACGACACUUCGAUCGACGACGAGUCCGGCGAGAAGACUGUCAGCGUGCUGUUGGCCGGCGAGGAAUCGGAAUUGACUUUUAUCGAUCAUUCCUGCGCCGAGAUGACGCCGGAAAAUUGCAUCGCGACCUAUGAACCGCACGCGUACUGCGUCGUUUAUUCCACGACCGAUCGGACAUCAGUGCGCGUCGCCGAGGAGGUUCUCCAAUCCUUAUGGCGGAGCGAUCACGUAUCUGCGAGGGCAGUCAUCCUCGUGGGAAACAAAGUCGAUCUCGUACGCAGCCGACUGGUGUCGACCGAAGAGGGCAAAUCCAUGGCGACGUCUUACGACUGCAAGUUCAUCGAAACAUCGGUCGGGAUCAAUCACAACGUCGACGAGCUGCUGGUCGGUUUGCUCACGCAGAUUCGCUUGAAACUGGAGAAUCCCGAGAGGACCAGAGAGAUGUUCCGGAAAAGAUCGCGGAAAAAUCGCAGCAAGUCGCCGUUGGGCUCGUGCUCGGAGAACAACUCGCCUAAAAAGUACCGCGGCAGUCGGACCAGCACCAGCCUCAAGGUGCGCAAUCUGCUUGACAAGGUCUGGGCGCGCGACAGCAAGUCGAAGAGCUGCGAGAAUCUGCACGUGCUGUAAAAUCCGUGGGAUCGAUAUAUCGAUCAUCUCGAUCCGGAAUAAUCUGAAACGAACGAGCUUGCGGCAGACUUCCAUUGAAACGUUCUACGCUUCGGAAUAGUCUUCGAGCUUCGGGGGUCAACGAGGUGACUCUCGUCGAAGAAGAGGACAAGUAUCGACCGCUCGAUACCCUUCGUGGGAGAAGAGAAGGCACGUGCGUACCGCUUUUGUAAUGAAGUAGCGACCUUUCCGGCCGCGUUUCUCGACGUCGUAUGCUGUCAAGCCCUUUUACGGAUGGGGGGCAAUCUUUCGCUGCUUCUGACGAAGCACGCUGAGUCUGAUUAUCGAAACACGCCAAGUCAGCGAAAGUUCACUUUUUAUUUCGCUCACGCGACUUUGAAAGUUUUAACAGUGAACCCCCCCCUGAUCGGAGAUGCUCUCUUUUCUACAUUGUAUCCUAGGUUUCCCCGUCGCAAUUAAUAAUGCUGAAACCAGCAGACUAGCGUUUCUCUCACAUUUACGAUUUAAUCAAAUUUUUUUAAAGGCAUGGAUUGUUGGACUUUUCAUAGCUCUUAUAAAUUCCGGGCGUGAGUAAUAAGAGGCGCCCUUAAUCCCGAAGAGGUCCGGUAAGUGUACAAUCUCUGUGAUUACCGUAAAUAUAGGCCACGGGGAGAUUGUUCGAGCGCGUAUCCCGCGAGAGAAGCGUAAGCGUCGUUAUCGCGAGGAUCGAGUACGUUUUCGCGCGCGAAUAGAUCGUAAAAUAAAAUGCCCAUAAAGUAACGCGAAAGGCGACACCGAAAGCAGCAAUCAGCGUAGAUUACUACUCGGCCGAGCUCGUUAUCGCGCGUAACCGAGGCCAUUACGUGAAGGGAAUCGCAUCGAUCCUUAUCACGUCCGCGCCAAAGGACGCCACAAUCGAUCAUAGUUUACAUUCCCGCAGCAUAAGUGCGAGCGGCGAAAAAGCAGCGUCGUGCAAAAAGAGAAUUCGCUCCGAAAGUGAAUAUUCGCAGGGUAGCGUCAGGAAUAUGAUAUCGCUUUGCAGUUUGCAUGGUAACAAAAUGCGCGCGCGCGCGAUUAAAUUUACACCAAUUUUUUGCAUUUCACUUUUAUACGAGAUCGAAGUUUGGGUCAAAGCAAAGCAGGGGAUCGACGAUUUGCAGCUAUGCCAACGAGCCGGUAGCUUGUUGACCCUUUCACGCUUAGCAAUUUCGGCUGAAAUCCCAUAUAGGCAAAUUUGGGAAUAGAUAGCAAUACAGGCAGAGAGAUGGCCAUCCAUUGCGGUUCCUCUAAUAGCUACUGAAACAGUGGUUCUCAAAUUUUUUUAUUCAUAAUAUAGUGUUAUUUCUUGUGUGAGAAUAUUACGGCACAUUCAACGCUUCACUUCGCGAAUUAAUACGAGACAUUACAUAUUCUGAAUGUAAUAAAUAAUAAAAUCUAUAUAUUAAGCAAAAAUAGGGAAGAAAGUAGAGAUGAAAGAUCGAAAUGGAAAUUUGAAACUUGAGCUGUGGUUUUUAUUAUUAAAAAAAAAAUAGAUAUCUUAGAUUGUAUAUGCAAUAAUCUAUACAAUUUGCUAUUAAAGUAUAGAAUAAAAUUCUUUAUCUAAAGACGUUUAAUUUUAGCUAAAGUGGAUUAUAUAAUAUUUUAAAAGUAAAAAAUAUGGUAUUUCAUAUUUCUGCCAAUUUGUCCUUUUCUAUACAGAAUAUCAUAAGUUUUCUUUCCCACACAUUGAAAAAUUUAAAGUUUCGUGGCAUGACCUUUGAGAACCACUACAUCAAAGCGCAGUACAGUUAAUAAAAUCGCGGUAACAUAUCGAAAUUUUCAAUCUAUUCGAAUUUGUUAAAAAUAUAACUUUAAUAGAUAUUUUAAACCCUUUUUUUUAGUCUAUCUAAAAUAAAUCAUUUAUUUUGCUAUAAUCCUACUUCGCAUUUAUUGUAAAUAAUUUCGUUUAGUCUAAUCAGCUGAAGCAAGUUCUUCAAUUUUUCUUCAUCGGUUAAUGACCGGUAAGCCAUUAAAGGGAAAUUGAACACAUCUCUGAUUGCUCUAUUUAGGUCAAAGGAAUUAGCACGUGCAAGAUAGAACAGACGUGAGUUCAAACCAGAUCCGGAAAGAUUUGUUUCUAAUAAAGAGGUCACCAUAAAUCCAUAUUACAGUGAUCCGAGGGAUGAGAUUAAACGUAAUGAAUAACAUAAACCGCUGAAUUACGCGUCAUAUAACUGAAAAUCCUUUAGCCUUCCGACAGAGUCACGUACGCGUACAAAGUACGCGUGCAAACGCAAACGAGUGUUAAUAUCGAAUAAAAAUAUUUUCAUUUUGUAACAAAUAACUCCACAUGAAUGUGUUCAUUCGAUGCGAUAAAAAUGUUGUGCCCUUCCAUAAAAACUGGAAGAUUUUAAUUGUUUAUUUCUCAGUGAAUUGCAGUAAAAAUACAAUGAGUUGCAAGAUGCACUGCACAACUGUACAACUGUGUCGGAAAGUUAAAUGAUACAAAUACAAAUCGUAAGAUUCAUGGAGUCGUGAAGGAUAAGUAGGUCAUCCAAUCACCGCGAUUCACCUGCUAUUCCUGAAUUAGAGGAUCCUGAUAUCAGCGGCGGAAAGCAAAAGCACAAUGAUGACGCUAACAGACGAAUCGAAUCGCCAUUGCAAAUGAUCGUCCCGUGCGACAAGCAAUUAAUUUCUUAACGAGCUCGAUGUCGGCCGGCCGACGUCGAAAUUCACAGCGCGAAACGAUUAGCGCCGGAAGAGACUGACUAGCAUUGAAUUCGUGAACGAGUUCGAAAAUAGGGAAUUUUCCGGCGGAAGACCACCGUAUAAGAGUACGAGUUCCAUUAGCGCGUAUGCGAGUGACAGUUUGCGCGAACGAUGUUGAACUUCGGACCACUGAACACGUUAUACAGAGUGCAUUCAAGAUCGCGCAUUUUUUUUUUUUUUUAUAUAAAUGUAGAGAUUUCGGUGAGUUUGUAGUUAUUUGUAGGUCUUGACGUUUUUGUUACAUUUAAAAUUCAUACUACGCGCAAUAUGUUUUAAUUGUGCAUUGAGUGUGCCUUGCCUUUAAUUAACGACAAAACGCAAAUUGAAAUUUAGAUAAUUAAAGACUAGUGUAAUUAAAGCAAAUCGUUAUUUUUUUUCGGUUUAUUUGACUUUCAUCUACGAUAAUAAGAUAAAUAUGUAUGUGAUAUAUGCGCGAUACAUAAGACACCCUGUAAAAUAAUACAAUUAUUGAUGUUUCUCGCAUUCCGCGCAGAAAAAAAAGAUCCUCUGACGUCGUACUCGCCAUCAUUGCCCACUUCAAUUAGCUAAAUUACACGGUGAUACGCUAAGGUACGCCUACUCACCGAGCUGCAUGCAUCGCGCAAUCCAUUGCUAUAUGAGCGCACUGAAAUUCUCGCAACUGCAUGAUUUAUUCCACCCCAUUUUACAAUCCCGCGGUUGUGCGCUCCGCACAUAUACAUCCGUAUGCGUGUUUAGCCAUUCCAUUUACAACACAUUAUGCUAAAUCCGAUCCUAUUUUUACUUUCCGCCUAUGUUUCCUUUUCACGCGUUUUUUACGCGAGCGUUAAUCACGUAAACACGCCGCAAAGCUUGCAAAUGCUAGAAAUGACUUCUAAAAGAUAUUCUUAGAAUAUGACAUAUAAUAAUAAACUCCUAGAAGAUAUUCUCUUAGAGCACAGUAUAUAAUAAUAAAAGGAAUCAUUGCCAUACUUAAUGUCGCAGAUGUAUCGCAAGAUAAAUCGAGCGGGGAUAAGAAAUAUAAUUCCGAUCUGGAUUGUUUUACAAGGUAUAACUUGAAUUGUGCUAACGCAAGCAAUGCUGAACAAUGGAUUUCUAGUAUAAUUGAAUCUCUGCGCGCGUGUGUAUGUGUUACGUGGUACAUUUUUUCGCACUUUUAUUGGAUUGAACUUCUGCGAAGUUUCCUUUUUAUGCCACGAGUAUAAAAUGCAAUAAUAUAGAAUACGUUCUUUCGCCUUUUUAUUGAAACAUUUAACUUUGUUAUGUCGCACUAUUCUCGACAAAAUACUUGUUCAAACCUAUAAUAGUAUCAUUUCUUUCACGGCAACUGUAACUGCGACAGCUGAAAAUUAUUACACGUAUCGUAAAAAUCAGAAAAAAAUAUAUUAUGAAUUAAUAUAUAACUGCAAAC